This is a messenger RNA of Lactuca virosa, 615 nucleotides long. The record is from the annotation of a GenBank genome assembly. Lineage: Eukaryota; Viridiplantae; Streptophyta; Magnoliopsida; Asterales; Asteraceae.
AUGCCGGCCCAUGGUUUAGAAUAUAACACAAUUUUUCAUAGAAGAAAUUUUACCCAAAUAGUAAGGAACCGAAAGAAGAAAACGAACGGCGUUGAUAAAAGAGAGCUUCGCAUCUCAAUCGUCUCCUUUCAUCUCUUUUCUCCAGCGUCCGAUCGAUCUCUCCAUCUUCAUCCAGCGACUCGCGCCCAAAUCUUUCUCCAACUUUACGAAUUUUUCUCUCUCCAUCAACUGGGUUUUGCUUUCCAGAUGGCGGAUGUUCCGGUGAGUCCAGGCGGCGGGAGUCAUGAGAGCGGCGAAUUAAGCCCGAGGUCAUCAAAUGUCCGGGAACAGGACAGGUUCUUACCGAUUGCGAAUAUCAGUCGAAUCAUGAAGAAGGCGUUACCGGCUAAUGCGAAAAUGGCUAAGGAUGCGAAGGAGAUUGUUCAGGAAGCUGUUUCUGAGUUCAUCAGCUUUAUCACAAGCGAGGCGAGUGAUAAGUGUCAAAAGGAGAAGAGGAAAACCAUCAAUGGUGAUGAUCUUCUUUGGGCAAUGGCUACUCUAGGGUUUGAAGAUUAUAUCGAGCCUCUUAAGCUAUACUUGAUUAGAUACAAAGAGGUAUUUUUAGCUUCUGUGUAA